AUGGACAUUGAAUUGGCAAAAUGUGAGUGUUGUGGAUUGAAAGAAGAUUGCACACAAGACUAUAUCACUGAAGUGAAGGCAAAAUUUGAAGGCAAAUGGCUAUGUGGGUUGUGCUCAGAAGCUGUUAGAGAUGAAGUGGACAGAGGGAAGAAGCCAUCUGGUAUGGAAGAAGCUGUGAAGGCUCACAUGUCAUUUUGCAGGAAAUAUAAAUCGAAUCCGGCGAUUCGGGUGGCUGACGGGAUGAGGCAGAUGCUAAGGAGAAGAUCAGGCGACUUGUCGUCGUCGUCGUCGCCGUCUUCCGGUGGGGAUGGGGGGAGGUUGUUUGUAAAAGGCCGUCCAUUGGAUUUCUGCUGUGAUUUUCCAGCAGAAACAAAUGCAAGCCAUUAG
Messenger RNA from Ilex paraguariensis (yerba mate), 387 nucleotides. Lineage: Eukaryota; Viridiplantae; Streptophyta; Magnoliopsida; Aquifoliales; Aquifoliaceae. The record is from the annotation of a GenBank genome assembly.